AGGAGGAGGAGGAGGAGGAGCGUGGGGCUGCAGACUGAGAGAAGAGGUUAAAUUUAGAGCAGAGUGUCACCGCUGAUGACCUCAGGCAGCCGUUCUGGGAGCAGCUGGUUCUCCUGAGCUCCAGGCUGGUUCUGCUUAAAGUCAUUUAAGGGACUUUAGUUCUGCUCAGAACGCAGCAGCAGAACUUCCAGCUGCGGCGCUGAUCCACAUCUCUCACUGGGACCGGGACAGGAGGCAGGAUCCACGUUUGGACUAAAGAGGAGCAGCCGGUGCUGAGGCGGGUCAGCGGAGAACCUUCUGACAUCAGGUGAGACAUGCGAUCCAGGAGCUGCUCCACGCCGGGUCCAGAUGAUGGACGCCUUCAGCUCCACGCUAAAGGCUUCAGCAAGCAGCAACAGGUGGGGGAGGAGGAGGAGAAAGAAGCCUCGGGGAUGAUGAAGAGGAGGAUGAAAGCUCAGGGGAGGAUGAAGAGCUGUCAGAACUCUGCAGAGAGCCUCCAGACGAAGACGCCUGAUCUGUCAAAGAAGGACCUGAUCCAGCUGCUGGGAGUGAUGGAGGGAGAAGUUCAGGCCAGGGAGGACAUCAUCCGCCUGCUGAAGUCAGACAGAACCAGACCAGAGACCCUGGAGGCCCACUACGGCUCCGCCGCUCCCUCCAAACCUCUGCAGGCGCUUCAGAGGGACGCCGGUCUUCUUCAGGGCCACCAGAGGACCGACGACGUCUACGAGAAGCCCAUGGCUGAGCUGGACCGUCUGGAGGACAAGCAGAAGGAGACGUACAGACGGAUGCUGGAGCAGCUGCUGCUGGCGGAGAAAUGCCACCGCAGGACCGUCACCGAGCUGGACAGCGAGAAGCGCAAACACGCCGACUUCAUGAACAAGAGCGACGACUUCACCAACCUGCUGGAGCAGGAGAGGGAGAGACUGAAGAGGCUGCUGGAGCAGGAGAAGGCUUUCCAGGCCCGGAAGGACAAGGAGCACAGCAGGAGGCUGGAGAAGGUCCAGGAUGAGCUCGUGAAGCUCAAGUCCUUCACGCUGAUGCUGGUGGACGAGCGGCAGCUUCACGUCGAGCAGAUCGACCAGCAGAACCAGAAGAUCCAGGACCUCAGCCACAAGCUGCAGGAAAAAGAGAAGCGGCUGGCGGCUUCAAGUGACGCUGCCGAGGAGGACGGCCAGAAGGUCCUGAAGUUAGAGGCUGAGCUGGAGGUCCAGCAAGCAAAGUUUAGCCAGGAGCACGAAGACACGACGGCCAAGCUGGCCGCCCAAGUAUCUGAGAACCAGCAGCUGAAGCUGAAGCUGGACGGGCUGACGCAGAAGACCGAGGAGCUGGAGGAGAGAAACAAGGUGCUGCAGAAGUCUGAGGAGGACCUGCAGGAGCUCAGGGAGAAGAUAAGCAAAGGAGAAUGUGGAAACUCCUCCCUCACCGCCGAGCUGGAGAACCUGCGCAAGAAGGUCCUGGAGAUGGAGGGGAAGGAUGAGGAGAUCACCAAGGCAGAGACGCAGUGCAGGGAGCUGAGGAAGAGGCUGCAGGAUGAAGAGAACCACAGGAAGGAGCUGAGGCUGGAGCUGGACAAACUCCAGAAGAGGAUGGUGGAGCUGGAGAAGCUGGAGGGAGCGUUCAGCAGGAGCAGGAGCGAGUGCUCCCAGCUCCACCACAACCUGGAGAAGGAGAGGAAGGUGGUGAAGGAGCUGGGCGGCGAGAUGGAGAGACUGAAAGCUCAGCUGAAGGAGCUGGAGGCCUCAGAGUCCGAGCUGGAGAAGACAGAGAAGGUCCUGAGAGAAGAGCUGCUGAAGCUGAAGUCUUUAACCGUCCUGCUGGUGGACGAGAGGAAGACCGUGGCUGUGAGGCUGAAGCAGGAGGAGCAGAAGAACGAAGAUCUGAGCGCCAUGCUGAAAGCAGAGCAGAGUAAAGUCACACAGGUGACCGAGAAGCUGAUCGAGGAGAGCAAGAAACUUCUCAAGUUCAAGGCUGAGAUGGAAGUCCAGCUGGAAGGUCUGACGCAGGAGAAGCAGGAGCUGAGAUCUUCCCUCAGGAGCAGGGAGGAAACGUGUGAAGAGCUGCAGGAUAAGCUGACGGGGAUGAAGAUGAGAGUGGACGGGCUGGAGGAGAUGGAGACCCAGAGAAGGUCGGCCAGCAGGGAGCAGAGCAGAAACCCAGAAGAAGACAACAAAGUGAAGGAGCUGAGCUCAGAAAUCGACCGGCUUAAAGGCCGACUGCAGCAGCUGGAGGUGGUGGAAGGAGACCUGAUGAGGUCUGAGGAUGAGUACGAUCUGCUGGAGAAGAAGUUCAGGAGCGAGCAGGACAAAGCCAACGCGCUCUCCAAGCUGGUGGAGGAGAUGAAAAGCCAGAUCUCCAGAAACAAAGCUGUGGAGAGAGGAGAAGUCAGGAGUCUGGAGGCCCAGCUGAGGAUCCGCUGCAAGGUGGAGGAGGCCAAAAGCAGAGAGCUGCGCUCCGAGGUUCUGGCCCUGAAGGAGAAGAUCCACGAGCUGAUGAACAAGGAGGACCAGCUGUCCCAGCUGCAGGUGGACUUCUCUGUCCUCCAGCAGAGGUUCCUGGAGGAGGAGGAGAGGAAGAGGAGCAUGAGUCUGGAGGUGGAGAACCUGACCAAGGAGCUGGAGGCCACCAAGCGCUACGGCCGAGCCCUGCGGCCCGGUCUGAGCGGCAGGAGGAUGGUGGACGUCCCCGUAGCCUCCACGGCCGUCCAGACGGAGGUCAUGACCAACGGGUCCGCCGAGGACGAGACCGCAGCCGGUUUCAUCCGCAAGUCCGUCCUGGAGGAGAACCACCUGAUGAACAACCUCAGACAUCUGAGAAGGCCGGCGGUUCCUGAGCGAUACGCUGCAGCGUCAGCAGAACACGGAGGGAGAACGUCCUCCACGCCCUGGACCAAGACCAGAGGGUCCUCCUCGCUGCGGCCGCCUCCAACGGCCCCAAACCCGGGACAGCCGCUGCACAUCCGCGUGACACCAGACCACGGCACCAGCACGGCCACCCUGGAGAUCACCAGCCCCCGAUCCGAGGACUUCUUCUCCAGCACCACCAUCAUCCCCACCCUGGGUCUCCAGACGCCUCGCAUCACCAUCAUCCCCAAACCCAGCGGCGGCGUGGCGUCUGCUGGGGCAGGAGGUCCUGAUGGAGCCAGGUCCAUCAGCAGCAUCUCCAGAACCAAGAGUCCAGAGCAGCCCUGCAGCAGCGGGCCUGGGGGGCCGCCGUCUCCGGUGUCCAUCAUCACCGUCAGCUCCACCCCCGUAGCUGAGGCCUGCGCCGCCGAGCCUCAGGACGGCCGGCGCUCGCUCAUCAAGAUGACCUCUGAGAAAUACAACAGCAACAUCAUCACAACAGAGGACAACAAGAUCCACAUCCACCUGGGCCCGCAGCUGCAGAGGACCUCUGAGGGCCCCGCCGGCAGGAACGGUUCUCCAGCAGGAACCGUUCUCCGCUCCCCGCGCCACAACAAGGUGACCAGCAGCAUCACCAUCACCCCCGCCACCUCUGCGGCGCCCCGGCCGGCGCCGUCCGCGCUCAGUGCAGAUGUGCAGCUAGCUCGCGGCGGCGCGGCCCCACGGAUCCCUGUGUGCAGAGGCGGGAAGCUGAACGGGAAGACGGUUCUGGGUGUGUCUGCUGUGACCAGGCUGGAGUCUCGGGCUGAAGGCCAGGCCAUGAAGAUCGAGCUGAGGAAGUCGACGGUGUGCAGCCCAGCCUCUGCUGCAGGAGGAAAGACCUGAACACGUCCUGGUCCCUCUUUGGACUUCUUCUGGUUCAGUUUGCUGCGCUGACCCGCUGCAGAUCACAAGGCCUGCCGGGCCUGGUUCUGUUGGUUCUGCUGGUUCUGUUGGUUCUGCUGGUUCUGCUGGCUUUAGCGUCCUGAUGAACCAGCAUGCUGCUCUGUUUUUGCUUCAGACCUUUAAGUUCAUUCUAUGUCUGACAGCACGCUCCAUGCCACUGCUGCCCUGAUGCUCUGUGAGAUCAUUUAUGACUAAAAUAAAAACUAUUUAUCUAAAACCCGA
This is a messenger RNA of Fundulus heteroclitus (mummichog), 4007 nucleotides long. It is a transcript of the gene filip1b, whose product is annotated as filamin-A-interacting protein 1. NCBI's taxonomy places the organism in Eukaryota, Metazoa, Chordata, Actinopteri, Cyprinodontiformes, Fundulidae. The record is from RefSeq and is a predicted model, not a curated record. Bases 315 to 3725 code for a protein of 1136 amino acids. The transcript has 6 exons.